AUGGCGGAAGAUCAGAUUGUCAUCAACGCGACCACCUUUUUCGACCGCCUUUCACGAUUCUAUGCUUCAUGGAAGGCAGACAAGCGAUCUGGUGCUGACGCGCUAUUUGGAGGGGUGGGCUCGAUCGUUGUGCUUGCAGGCAAGGCCGAACAAGAGAGCUCCUACCAAAAGAACAAUGCGCUACAUUUCUGGCUACUUGGAUAUGAGUUUCCAGCGACUUUGAUGCUCUUUACCACGGAGGCUUUCUACGUUGUGACCACUGCCAAAAAAGCGAAACAUCUUGAAAACUUGAAGGACGGCAAGAUACCCGUUGAGAUACUUGUCGUAACCAAAGAUCCAGAGUCGAAGACCAAAGCGUUCGAGAAAUGCCUGGACAUCAUCAAAGGUGCGGGCAAAAAAGUUGGUACAAUCACAGCGAAGAAAGAGCCCACUGGUCCAUUCGUGGAUGAGUGGAAAAAAGCCUUUGGCGAUUUAUCUAAGGAAGUGCAAGAGGUUGAUAUCUCCCCAGCUCUAUCGAUCGCUGCAUUUGCUGUUAAGGAUGAGAAUGAGCUGCUUGCAGUAAGGACUGCCUCUCGGGCAUGCGGUGGACUUGUCACGAAUUAUUGGGUCGAAGAAAUGGCAAACGUGCUAGACUCUGAGAAGAAGAUCAGCCAUGCCGCUCUGUCACAGAAAAUGGAGGCAAAGAUUGACGAUGCGAAGUUCUUUAAGAAAAUGUCCAAAAUGCCAUCAGACUUCGACACGCAACAGUUGGAAUGGACCUACGGCCCGGUUAUUCAAAGUGGUGGAAAAUAUGAUUUGCGAUUCUCUGCAGAGCCAGACAACGAAAAUCUCCAUUCCGGUACCAUCAUAGCGGGCCUCGGAUUGCGAUACAAGACCUACAGCUCCGUGGUUGCGAGAACGUACUUGGUGGACCCAAGUAAGUCUCAGGUAGCUAACUAUAAGCUUCUUCUUGCUGCUCACGAAGCUGUGUUGUCCGAGAUCAAGGAUGGAGCCCUUGUCAAGGACAUCUACAACAAAGCCUUGGGGGUGGUCAGAUCCAAGAGACCAGAGCUCGAGAAGAAUUUUGCAAAGAACGUGGGUGCGGGAAUUGGUAUUGAGUUGAAGGAUUCGAGUUUUGUUCUGAGCGGGAAAAAUACUCGCACCCUGAAGGAUGGCAUGACUUUAAGCGUCACCACCAGUUUCGCAGAUCUAACCAACGACAAACCUCAGGAUUCACGCGGGAAAAUCUACAGCCUUUUACUGACCGAUACUGUGCGAGUCCCGUCCCGAAACGACAAAGUUGCAGUCUUUACCAAGGAUGCUGCUUCAGAUAUGGACUCAGUAGAAUUCUACUUUAAAGAUGAAGAAGAGCCGACUCCCAAAAAAGACAAGUCGAAGAAGGCAGUGGCCAGUUCGAUUGCAACAUCGAACAUCAAAUCUGCGCGACUUCGAGGAGCUGAUCGAAAAGAUGCCGGCAAAGAAGUGGAGGAAUCCAGAAGGCGGGAGAAUCAAAAAAACCUUGCCAUGAAGAAGCAGAAAGAAGGACUCGAAAAGUAUGCCGAGGCUACCGGUGGCCAGAAUGGCACGGCGCAGAAGCAGUUCAAGAAAUUCGAGUCUUAUAAGCGCGACAAUCAACUUCCACCCCGAGUCAAAGACAUGAUUGUGUGGGUCGACACCAAGGCGUCCACUGUCAUUCUACCUAUCAUGGGUCGACCUGUACCAUUCCAUAUCAACACCAUCAAGAGCGUUAGCAAGUCUGAUGAGGGUGAAUAUACUCACCUCCGUUUCAAUUUCUUAGCUCCUGGACAGGGCGUUGGAAGGAAAGAUGAUCAACCUUUUGAAGAUCCCCAGGCGCACUUCAUUCGAUCCCUAACGGUAAGAUCAAAAGAUACAGAUCGCCUGGCCGAUGUCGCGGCUCAAAUCACAGAGCUCCGAAAAUCCCUGUCUCGAAGAGAACAGGAAAAGAAAGAGCUUGAAGACGUAGUCGAACAAGAAAAAUUAAUCGAAGUACGAAAUAAGAGGCCUAUCAAGCUGCCCGACGUCUACGUACGGCCUGCGCAGGAUGGCAAACGAGUUCCUGGUGAGGUGGAGAUCCACCAGAACGGUGUGCGAUAUACCUCUCCAAUGAGAAAUGACCACGUUGAUGUCGUGUUCUCAAACAUCAAACACAUGUUCUUCCAGCCUAGUGUUGGCGAGUUACUUGUCAUCCUGCAUCUCCACCUGAAAAAUCCGAUCAUGAUCGGUAAGCGCAAAACAAAGGAUGUGCAGUUCUACCGCGAAGCCACCGAUAUGGCCUUCGACGAGACAGGCAAUCGAAAGCGCAGACAUCGCUUCGGGGACGAAGAGGAAUUUGAAGCGGAACAAGAAGAGCGGCGGCGUCGGGCCGAACUUGAUAAGCAGUUCAAGAAGUUUGCGGAGCAGGUCACUGAGGCUACUAAAGAGCUAAAUAUCGUCGCCGACGUGCCAUUCAUGGAGAUUUCCUUUUUUGGUGUGCCUUUCCGAUCGAACGUUAUGAUGCGGCCUACUACCGACGCUUUGGUGCAAUUAACAGAGCCGCCAUUCACGGUCAUUACUCUAGAGGAAAUUGAGAUAGCACAUCUGGAACGGAUACAGUUCGGACUCAAAAACUUUGAUAUGGUGUUUGUCUUCAAAGAUUUCCAUCGCACGCCAGCUCACAUCAACACAAUUCCUGUGGAGAGCCUAGACGCAGUCAAAGAUUGGCUGGACAGCGUUGACAUUCCCUACACUGAAGGACCUCUGAACUUGAACUGGGCCACCAUCAUGAAGACGGUGACGGCCGAUCCGCAUCAAUUCUUCGUCGAUGGCGGCUGGACGUUUUUGAGAACGGACUCGGACGAUGAAGACGCCAGCCAAGAGAGCGAGGAAAGUGCUUUUGAAAUGUCGGAUGCCGAAUUGGCUGAAAGUGAAGAGAGCAGUGAGGAAGAUAGUGAAUUCGAUGAUGAUGCCAGCGCAGACGAAGGAGAGGAGGACAGUGAAGAAGAAGAGGAAGGGGAGGAUUGGGACGAAUUGGAGAAGAAAGCCAAGAAAGCGGAUAUGAAUGGGUUGGAGGAGGAUGAAGAUCGGGGCAAGAAACGGAAGCGUUGA
Messenger RNA from Endocarpon pusillum Z07020, 3084 nucleotides. RefSeq names its product FACT complex subunit spt16. The record is from RefSeq and is a predicted model, not a curated record. The transcript has 4 exons. NCBI's taxonomy places the organism in Eukaryota, Fungi, Ascomycota, Eurotiomycetes, Verrucariales, Verrucariaceae. Gene Ontology annotation, biological process: positive regulation of transcription elongation by RNA polymerase II; transcription elongation by RNA polymerase II. The coding region runs from base 1 to 3084 and encodes 1027 amino acids. Gene Ontology annotation, cellular component: FACT complex. Gene Ontology annotation, molecular function: nucleosome binding.